Messenger RNA from Penicillium paradoxum, 1347 nucleotides. Its product is annotated as FAD-dependent oxidoreductase. The record is from RefSeq and is a predicted model, not a curated record. Bases 1 to 1347 code for a protein of 448 amino acids. The transcript has 2 exons. Lineage: Eukaryota; Fungi; Ascomycota; Eurotiomycetes; Eurotiales; Aspergillaceae. Gene Ontology annotation, molecular function: monooxygenase activity; FAD binding.
AUGGAGCCAAUCCGUCCACCACAGACCAUCGCCAUCGCAGGUGCUGGCAUCGCAGGCAUCGCAUGUGCACUAGCUCUGUCCCGCGAGCUGUCUCCAUUCGUACCGGGGUUGAAAAUUACCAUCUACGAACGCCAUGAUGUCCUAUCGACCUCCGGUGGUGCCAUCAACCUGACUCCCGUCGCCCAAAGACACCUAGCACAACUCGGUGUACUACAUGAAUUGGACCGUAUGGGACCGGAAGGAGGAGCCGAUGUCGAUGCGAUCCAGCUUUUCUCCAUGCGUACCGCCCGUCCGAUCGGUUCCAUCAACUUCACAGACAGCAAUGGCAAAGGGUUUGGUGGAUAUAAGGGUAGGAGAGUGAUGCGAAUCUCUCUCUCUAUGGCCCUAUUGGCCGUGGCGGAGCGGACUCCCAACGUUGAAAUUGUCUUCGGCAAGAAAGUCGUCGGUGGAGAGGAAUUCGCCGAUAGAGCCGUCUUGCAUUUCGAGGACAGCACCGAGGUCUCGGCGGACUUGCUUAUCGCCUGUGACGGUGUCCACUCCGCGGUCCGGACACACUUCGUGGACGUUGGUCGUCCCGCCGAAUACACCGGACUGUCUUUCUUACAGGCUACGAUUGAUUCAGACACACUGUCCGCGCCUGCUCACUUCAAGUCAUCCUCGCUCAACAUCUCCCGCCACGGCUCGAUUCUCGCAAGUUACUGUGAUCGUGAUCACGACCAGCUCUUCGCCGCGGCCAUUGUGCAAUUCAGCCAGGAUGCCCUGCGCCACUAUCGCCUACGACAAGGCCAGGAUUGGGCCACCCAGCACAGAAUCCGCUGCGCUCUCCGCCAAGAGAUCAGAGACCGCUUCGGCAAAUGUGUCAUUCCUUGCAUCAAAGAGAUCGUGGAGAGCAAAGCAGACUGGAUGCUUUAUCCCGUAUAUCAGGUUCCUCCCGGCGGACGCUGGUGCUUGAACCGAGUCAUCUUGUUAGGCGAUGCCGCACACGCAAUGCCCCCACGUGACGAGUCCGCUGCAUACGCCCUGGACGAUGCAAUUCUGUUUGCUCGCAUUCUCGCACACUACCGCUCAGAGCCUCUAUCAGAGACCUUCGAUGCCUACGAGUCCGUCCGUCGUGACACAAUCAACCACGCCUUCAAAGAAUCCCGCCGUAUGUGGGAGCGCAACCGCGAGAUGGGCUUACUUGAAGGCCGAUUGAAAGAGUGGAUGAUGACCUUCCAUCUCAAAGCCCGCGAAAGCGAACGCGAGGCUGCGUGGGAGUUCGACGCAGCCAAGAUUGCUCUCCCCACGCCAGCACCGAGUGAAGACGUGGUCUCUUUGAAUUCCUUCUUACGUGAUCGUACACUGUGA